AUGGCCCGCAUUCUGUGCCUUCACGGCUGGCGCACGAACGCAGCGUUUAUGGAACGACAGCUGGCGCAGUUGAAGGCCAAGCUGGGCGAAUCAGAGUUCUCCCACCUGGAAGGGCCCAUCUCUGGCAUGCUUGCAGCAGAUGACGACGUCGAGCAGGAGUGCAUGCCGCCGUACUACCAGUGGUGGGAACCUCUGGAUGGUGUGGCGGGACAGCUCGAAGCUGUGCGGUACGUGGCCGAGCACAUUCGCACACACGGUCCUUUCGAUGCUCUGCUGGGCUUCUCAGAGGGUGCCGCCUGUGCCACUGCAGUGCUCGCAGCCCUGCAUGGCGCCGGGCGAGGCUCCGCGGAGGUUCGGCAACAGCUGAAGACCGAGCUGGCAGAUGUGCCACGGCCGCGGCUUGUGAUCUGUGUCUGCGGCAUUCCGCCCGAUGACUUCCGACCGGGCUGCUUCUGCUUCGGCCGUGGCAGCAACAAGGUUUGGCAAGUGCCGGUUCCCUCGAUUCAUGUCGUUGGCGAGAGUGACGGCGAUCGACAUGGCAGCGAAGAGCUAGCCGAGGAGUGGUAUGGUGUGUCUCCAGCAGCGGCCAAAAACAGCGACAGCAAGAUCGUUCGCCACCCUCACGGCCACAGAUUUCCUCUGGACUGCCGACAGCUGGCGGACGCUAUUCGAGAGCUCGUUCGCAAGGACUGUGCGCAGCUUGGCGAAGUGAGCCGCCUAGCAGCGGCUGGAUGUUAA
Symbiodinium sp. CCMP2456 is the source of this 738-nucleotide messenger RNA. Lineage: Eukaryota; Dinophyceae; Suessiales; Symbiodiniaceae. The record is from the annotation of a GenBank genome assembly.